AUGAGCAACGAGGAAGGUCGUGCAGAGGAAGACUUGCAUCCAGAUGUUGCGGAGCUAUACAUCAUGAUGGAUAAGCUGGGUGAGGGCACCUACGGCACCGUGACCCGCGCGCGGCCUAGGGACAACCCGCACGAGGAGGUGGCCAUCAAGCGCAUCCGGCUGCUGCAUGAGGACGGCGUCCCGGCCGUGGCUCUCCGGGAGAUUGCCUUGCUGAAGUCUCUGAACCACGAGAACGUAAUCAGGCUCCUGGACGUGUGCAACAGCUGGUCGAGUAUUUACUUGGUCUUCGAAUGCUUGGACAUGGAUCUGCGCGCCUACCUCAAGCGCUUCGGCCGGCUUGAGGGUUCCGCACUGAGGCGAAGCACUCAAAGACACCCUUCCAAUGGCGUGGCUCAAGCAUUUGAGAAGGGCGGCGGUCUUGCUGUUUAA
This is a messenger RNA of Symbiodinium natans, 429 nucleotides long. Lineage: Eukaryota; Dinophyceae; Suessiales; Symbiodiniaceae. The record is from the annotation of a GenBank genome assembly.